AUGGAAUGGUCUAAUAAUGAGAGGCGUGCACGAAAGGAAGCAAAAGAAAUGCAGAAGCGAGAACUGCGAAAAAAUAUUGCCCGCCACACAAUGGGGGUUUUUGAGAGAUCCACCUACGGCGCUCCUAAAGAUGCCGCAUCCCGUUUGCAGGCGCCUGUGUUUGGGCCGGGGACCAAGAAUGGGCCCGAGACAGCGUAUGCCCACGCAUGGGCUUCAUGCACGAUCCCGGUGUUUGUGCGGGCCGCUGCAACUCCUGCUUUUAGACAUGCAAACAACGCCAUUUCGCACCGCUCUUGUCGCGCGUGUGUUGCCGUAAACGGCAAUUUGCUGAUUCAGGAACGCAGAUUGUCCCUGCGGCCUGUCCAAGCGAAUGCCCGUUUUAGGCGCCGCGCGCCAACCUACGAAUGCCGCUGCACUAUACCCAACAUGUUCAUGCAUGAUCUCCUCUCUGCCAUCGCCCUCGUUGCCAAACCUUUUAGUACUGUGUGGGCUUUGCAGUCGCCGCCCACGCUCCUAACCCAUGUCUCGAAAGGGUUUGGAAUGUUUGCAUCACAUUGGACACGGCUCUGUCAUAUUUUUCGACAUGCAAACGGACCAUCUACUGUUUGCUAG
Molecule: messenger RNA, 612 nt
Organism: Clavispora lusitaniae ATCC 42720
Lineage: Eukaryota; Fungi; Ascomycota; Pichiomycetes; Serinales; Metschnikowiaceae
Source: RefSeq, a predicted model, not a curated record